AUGCUAUACCAGAAGAUGCUGGGAUCCCUCCGCACAGCAACUGAACGCAGGCCAGAUGGAUGGACAUAUGACCCAGAUUAUGCUGAAGAUGAUCCGCGGUAUUGGCGUGUUGAAUGUGAAGAUGAGACUGAGCCACUGGUUGACCGCUUGGAGUUCUAUAAGCAGAGAUUUCAAAAUCUUCAUUGGAUCCCGCAUGUUCAGAAGGUGGGAUCGUGGCCAACGAUAUAUGAAUGGUACGACGAAAAGUGGGGCUCUGCGGAGGCAAAGGUACUGCGCGAAAUCUAUUUCGAACACGGGUGGUCGGACUCGUUUGACCGAGAGGCAUGCCAGGGAGCGUUGGAGGCAUUCUACUACGACUUCGAAAGACGGAAGGCCCUCUGUGAAAGGGGUUAA
This is a messenger RNA of Penicillium waksmanii, 393 nucleotides long. RefSeq lists its product as uncharacterized. Lineage: Eukaryota; Fungi; Ascomycota; Eurotiomycetes; Eurotiales; Aspergillaceae. The record is from RefSeq and is a predicted model, not a curated record. Bases 1 to 393 code for a protein of 130 amino acids. The transcript has 3 exons.